CACGGUGGAAGCUCAUGUCGUACAGGACAAAUUGCAUUCCUAAUCAUCGUCAUCUUUAGAAGCGUUUAGAUUAGAUAACUAUCCAAUGAAUGAGUUGGUCAAUCCUUUAUAAAACACGUGUAGUUGAUAAAGAAACCCACACAAAACGACGAUAUCUACCAAAAUAUCCCACUAAUAAUGCCUCAAAAUCCAACCCUUUGGUCUGCCACAGUACCCUCUAGUUCCCGACCCAAAAGAGAGCAAAAUUACAUAACAAAAAAUCAGCAGCAGAGGAUCAGAUAUUAAUUAGACUAAGAUAUGUGCCCAACCAGGUGGUACACCUCAGCUUUCCGGUGGCUGGAAUUCGAUUUUUCUCUUCCAGCAUCAAUAUUCCGGUGGCCGGAAUUCGACCUCACAAACUUCACAGCUUGGUGGAACUUCCAGAGCUUCAGCUUCUUUGGGCUCUCAAUAAUUGAGAGUGUUUUCUGGACUUUUGUGACAGUUGUGGAGUCCUUAGCUUUGUUAGCCAUGCUUUGCUUCUUCUUUCUAUUCUGUGGUUGUACAAUCUGAUUCUUUUUUAUUUGCACUCUUCACUUGGAAUCGUUGUUGUUAUUAUUAUUAUUAUUAUUGGGGUAGACUACAGAUUUUAUCUGCUGUUUGCAUAAUUUGUUGGAAAUAUGACAAUUUUUUAUUUUAUUUUAUUUUAUCAUCUUGUUGGAUUAGUUAAGGAUAUAUAGCAUGGUUCAUCACAUUCACACAGUUAAAAAAAAUAAAAAAUCCAUGGUUCAUUGCAGAAUCCAUGAAUUCUUUCUUGUCCAUAAUCUGUGAUUCAAACAUUUGUAAUUGAGUUGUCUACUUCAAAUCCAAUUGCAAAAGACACUAACUUGAUUGGAUUCGAAGUCCUAUACAUAAAUUCCUCUUCUUCUAUCUAUGAAUUAUAGCAGUUCUGUAUUUUGGUGUCCAGGCAUCAACAUUAUUCAACUCUUUUGCUUGUCUUUUGGACUGAAAAGAACAGAAAUUGUUCAUCAAGACUGGAGAACUACUUUCCCAGAAGAAACUCCUUGCGUAGAUACUGCCAUAUCGGAUAGUAGUUGUUUUACCUUUGAAAGGGCAAUGGGUUUAAUUAAUUUUAUGUUAAUGUUACAGAGAGCUAGUUUUAUUUGUUUCUACAUUCAUUUUUUAUUAUUAUUAUUAUUAUUUUUUUAAUUUUGGUUGUCUAACAAAAGGUGAGGCAUUUUCUUGUUUUUUGUCCUGCUAAAAAUCUGCUUUUAGAUUGUCUUUUUUUAUCAAAUAUCAGAUCAUUAUCAUUUUCUAAGAACUAAUCUGCAUGUGUUGUUGAUAUUAAUUCAUAACACCGUUUGUACAAUCCAAUUUUCCGGCCUUUCAGUUCUCUAAAACCUUGGAUAUAUGUUGGUUUUGUUUUUUGAGGAUUCCAGUUUCUGUAAGUUUGUUAGAUUAGAGUAUUAUAUUUGUUUCUGUUCCAAGAAAAGCUUUACUAUUUUGCCUAGCUUUUCUUAACAUAAUAACCCACCAUCAAAAGUGCAAAAAGAAAGAAAGGGGAAAAAAUAAAUGUAUUUUGUGAUGAUUGGUCAUUGCUUUCACAUUAUGUCAAUGGUGUGGGGAACAGACAUUUGAGAGGCGUUUGUCACUAUAUUUAGCCAAAGUACUGAGAGGAGAGCAAUUUGUAGCCAAAAAAAGAGAGAACAUGGAGAGCAAACUAACAGUACUAGAUAUAGCACUUUCUCUAAACUCAUGGAUGCAAUGCACUUCAAUUGACAUUUUUUGAAUGGCAACUAUUAAAGCCUCCUGCUGAAUUUUCAAUGCCAAAUUAGUCACUAGAACAAGGCUCCCAUUUAAUUAUAUAUAAAAAAUAAAAAUAAAUAAAAGAAGAAAAGUGUCAAUUUUUCAUGCUAAACUUACUAUUGUUUACAUGAAAGGAUUUCCUACACAAAUAUGAAGAAAGUCUAGAGAAUUCUACUUUGUUUUCUCUGAUUUUUUUUUUUUGUUUCCAUGGGGCUACAAAUGCCCUUACCUUGUUUUAGGCACCAUUUAAAUUUCCCUCCCCUUCACAAUAUUGAAACUAAUCUUCCCUCCACCCCAUUUUUCAUCCUCAAUUAUUGGCCAAGAUGAAUACUUUGAUCUCUCUAUCAUCUUCAAUUCUUCUCCAUAUUGCUUUCUUCUGCCUCAUCCUCCUUCCAUCAAUGCAAUUAUCUGCUAUAAACGAUGGAAAUUUGAUAAAGCAAACAUGCAAAAAUACACCAUACUUCCAAGUCUGCUAUAAUUCACUAUCUUCUGACCCUCAUAGCUCCAAAGCAGAUGCUCCAGGGCUAGCCCUUAUAGCUGUUAAUAAGAUUAGCGAAAAUGCAACUUCUAUUCUGCAUUACAUCAAGGCUGUGUACAUAGAAACCAGAGAUUUGGCAGUGAAAACCGCCUUACAUGGUUGCAAUGAAGUGUACAAUACUGUUGUGAAUAUUCUCAUACCAGAAGCCAAUGAAGAAUUAACCAAAGGAAAUUAUAAAUUUGCUACUGAUGGUAUUACAAAUACAGGUAGGGAGGCCCAGAAAUGUGAAAACUAUUUCGAAAAACCUCAGAAGCUCAACAUUAAGUGAAAGCAACAAAUAUGUUAAUGAACUUUCUGAGGUGGUUUUGUCCAUUAUUCAAACACUCUUGAGCUAGGUUGAUCUCAUAGGUGUUUCAUGAUAUAACUACUUACUAGCUAGUUCAAUUUCAGUUGUUCUUUAGCUAGUUUUGAUCGAUGACUGACCACAUUUUGGACAAACAGGAAAGCAAAAAAGAGAAGCUUUUCAUUAUUGAAAUAUAUGAAACUGCAUUUUUAGUCUUUUUUAUACACACCUUACUGUAUAUUUUCAAUGUAUAUUGAACUGUUUUUUUAUAUUUUUAGUCUUUUAUGAUUAUUUCUUACAAAUUUAUAAGUAGCUCAUCUGUAGUUAGCAAUAUGAUAUUCCCUGCAUACUUUCAUAUUUACUUGUAAAUUUGGCAUGGAAUGCGUGCAAAUAAAGUCUUCAUUGUGGUGGAAAACAUAUUUUAUGCCAAAUGGAAUUAAAUGGUGCUGUUAUUCCAAUAUUAUCAGCUCCGUGGAUAGAGAUAAAGAUAUGGAUCUAUCUAGAUCUUGAUUCACUAUUUCCAUUUUUUGUUUUUUGUUUUUUUUGAUUUUGAUUGAUUGCCUUUUAUCUUUUUCUGUUUUUUACGACAAGUUUUAUAUUGACAAGGAAACAUCGUUUUUCAAUUAUUAAUUGCUGGGUCCGAGCGUAGACUAGAUUAACGGCAAGUAAACAAAAUUGAAAACAAUUUAGAUAAAGAAUUAGAAACGCAAUGCAAUUAAAACUUGGAAUGAGCAGAUUACCUUGUUUGGAUAUAAAUUUAAUGAAAUUUUGGAUUUUGCAAUAACCUCUCCAUUUGGUGUUGAAAUAUAAAUGCUCUGACAUUCUUUGUGGGCUUUCUUUAUGGAAAAAAUGAAAAAUGGAAGAAAUCAAUGCCCCCAUAUGCAAAGGAAAAACCAGGGAAGAUAUUUGCCUUCUCUUCAAGUUGAAUUGUGAGGAAAACUAAUAAAUCCAAAAUCUCUUUCGUUUUCCUUUCCUUUCUUUUUGUGUUUGGAUCAUGUAUACACAUCUAAUCUUAAGGUGUCCUCUUUAGAAAGAAAAAAAACUUUCUUUCUCCAUUAUGAAAGGUCUUUUCAGCUGCCAAUAAAAGCUAGUUACACUCGUUUCGCUUUCACAGAUUUACUCAUAUAUCAACAAAAUUUCUCACCUUCUCAAAAUCCUGUAGGAGAUGAAGAGGUUUACAGCGUCCAUAUUUCUUGUCCAUGCUUUCUUCCUGCUUUCUUUACCAACAAGCCAGUGCAGGGUACUUCCAAUGGAUGAAAAACUCAUUGAAAGCACCUGCAGACAGACACCCAACUAUGAUCUCUGUGUCUCUUCUCUCAAAUCAGAUCCAAAAAGCUCCACUGCAGAUGUUCCUGGUUUAGCCCUCAUAUUGGUUAAUUUAAUAAAAUCCAAGGCAACUGAAACUCUGAACCAAAUCGAUAGUUUGCUUAAGAGAGGUCCAGGAGCUGGUGAAAAGCAGGCCCUGGAUUCUUGUCAUAGCAAGUAUCAUGCCAUAUUGGAAGGUGAUGUUCCUCAAGCCAUUGAAGCUUUAACCAAAGGAAACUAUAAAUUUGCAGAAGAUGGUGCUAAUGAUGCAGCCAAUGAGGCUAAUAGUUGUGAAAGUGAUUUCCCAUCAGGAAGUUCACCUCUGACUGAUAUGAACAAAUACGUCCAUGAUGUGUCUGCUAUUGCUGCAACUGUUGUUAGUACACUGCUUUGAUAGAUGAUGAUAACUUUGUUUCUUUUCUAACAAGUUAUGUAGAUGUUUCCUUAAUUAAUAAUAUGCAGUGUACUUUGACAAGAAAUUAAUGCAAUAUAUCCCCUGAAAAAAGCACUCCACUUUUUCUGAGUA
This is a messenger RNA of Ziziphus jujuba (common jujube), 4434 nucleotides long. Its product is annotated as cell wall / vacuolar inhibitor of fructosidase 1. The transcript has a single exon. NCBI's taxonomy places the organism in Eukaryota, Viridiplantae, Streptophyta, Magnoliopsida, Rosales, Rhamnaceae. Gene Ontology annotation, molecular function: enzyme inhibitor activity. Gene Ontology annotation, biological process: negative regulation of catalytic activity. The record is from RefSeq and is a predicted model, not a curated record. The coding region runs from base 3769 to 4302 and encodes 177 amino acids.